Molecule: messenger RNA, 2423 nt
Organism: Colius striatus (speckled mousebird)
Lineage: Eukaryota; Metazoa; Chordata; Aves; Coliiformes; Coliidae
Gene: RNF24
Product: ring finger protein 24
Exons: 7
Coding region: 1509-1970 (153 amino acids)
Cellular component (GO): endomembrane system
Molecular function (GO): zinc ion binding; ubiquitin protein ligase activity
Source: RefSeq, a predicted model, not a curated record
AGUGCGGGCGGCGCGAGCCUCGGCGGGACAGCGGCGGGUCAGAUGCUCCAGCUGAUGUAUCUAGAGUGCUGUGCCAUCUGGAGCAAAAAUUAAAUACAAAUUUGGCCCCCAGCCCGGAAAAAGAAAUAACAAGCCUUUGCUUCCAAUAGCUGGUGAUGGAAGAAUAUAGCCCCUGACAGGAGAAAUGCUUGGGGGCACUGUGGAAGGAACCCCAAAUGCAUUCAUUGAGGUAUUUAAACCACACCAAAAGAAAGAAGAAUAAGGAAAAGAUAUCUCUCCAGCCCUCCAUGCUGAAGGCAGCCAGGAAGGAUGGUGCCAUCCAGUGCCCACCUCACGGGGUUUGUGCCCACAGGUGGAGGUCCUGGUCCUGAGCAGAUGGUGAGGUGGUGACCUCCGGUCUCUCUGUCAGAGGAAAUCCCCGCCGUGAGUUCCUGAAAUGCCACUUGACCACCUGUUCAGCUCAUUUUGUCCCUGCUCAGACCAGUAAAAGUUCAUGCCAAGGCUGGCACAGACUUUCCUUCUCAUCUCCCAGCUGGAUUUGGACACUUGGCAGCUGCUGGUUGAAUCACCAGCAUUGGUGUUUGGCUAAAGGCUGUCACAGAUUUGGAGGGAUAAGAUGUGGAUGGAGGUGGGUCAGCAGUGAUGGGACUUCUUCCUUGUGCAGCCCAGGCUCUGGUCUGCUCACCUCCUAAUGAGGCUGCAGUUGGACUGCAAAUGGACCAGCCCUGAGGGACACCUUGGUCAGCGUGCUCUGGAUGUUGUGGGAUCUGACCAACAUGCAAGUGAGGAAGACAAAGGGGAACUAAGGUGAUGAGCAUUGGUUGUUACUGCUGCUCUUGGCCAGAGGAUGGUUUUGGCCUUGUCCUGUGGCAAACGGAGGAGGAGGCUGAGGAGGAAGCAGAGCUACUUGUGGAAUGUCUCCAGGCUGUGAGACUGAACUGAGCCUGGAGGUUUUCAUGGAAUCACAGAAUGGCAGGGGUUGGAAGAGACCUCUAGAGAUCAUCCAGUCCAACUCCCUGACAAAGCAGGUCCCACCUAGAUCAGGUCACACAGGAACAUGUCCAGGCGGGGUUUGAAAACCUCCAGAGUAGAAGACUCCACACCCUCCCUGGGCAGCCCUACCUGAGGAGGAUGGAUUUCCUGCAGAUCUCCUGGACUAAACAACGUGUGGGAUGAUACAAGGAUGCCUGGCUUUGCUAGGGGGGCUCUUGUGCCUGUGUACCACCUCUCUGCUUUUGGGUCAUCCCAGCUCCAUCUGUCGACUCUGUGUUGGCUGUAUGGCAGGAGAUGUGUUGGGAGUGAUUAGCUCAUAGCCGUAAAACACCACCUGGACUUUGAAAAGGUUCCAGCAGGGCACGUUUAUCUCCUCCUGCUCCCACCGCCAUGACCUGAAAUGCCUCUGCUGUGCAACAACCCCAGCACCCCUGGCGCCAAACCGCGGUCGCCGUUCGGCAGAUACAUUGGGUUUGCGUGGCUUGGCUGUGGCGCGGCACCCCUGCGGCCUACCCAUGAGCUCAGACUUCCAGCAUUACAGCUUCAGGAUGCCGAACAUCGGGUUCCAGAACCUGCCUCUCAACAUAUACAUCGUGGUUUUCGGCACGGCCAUCUUCGUCUUCAUCCUCAGUUUGCUUUUCUGUUGCUACCUGAUCAGGCUCAGGCACCAAGCACACAAAGAGCUUUACGCCUACAAGCAGGUUAUACUCAAGGAGAAGGUGAAGGAGCUGAACCUCCAUGAGGCUCCAGAUGACUGUGUUCCUGUGGGACUGACCCCGGCAGACACCCCAGCAUGUGCUCGCUCCAUGUGGGGUGGCCGGGAAGGACGGACGGCCCCGGGAUCACCCAGAGCCGCCUCCUCCUCCUCCUCCUCCUCCUCCUGCGGGGCGGCCCUGGGCUGGGGCUGCCGGGGCCUCCCGGGGAGGGGGGAGAUGGGGAAAACAGCUCAAACCCCCCCCCGGGAAUACCUAGAAUGAGUCAGGGGAAAAGGACAGCGUGAAGAGAUUUGGCCAGGGUGGGGAAACAGCCCCAGGAGUCCCGUCCCUGGGCCGGGGGUUACCCAGCACCGUUCCCCAUCCCCGCGGCUGCAGUGGGGGGCAGGGACCAGGCGGCACCCCCCAGCCCCCAAAACACACCCUGGCCUUGUGGCAGCUGCCCCCGGGGUCUCCUCCACCCCAGCCUCAGGCUGUCACCCCCCUGCCCGAGGCUCUAAGGGGGGAUUUCACCCCUCUGCCACGCAGAAAGCUCCCAAACGCUGCUUGUGCAGCAGCUUCGUGGUGAGAAGGGGGAGCUGGGGCAGCAGAGGAGGUUGCUUUCCUGCCCUGUGCACGGGGAGGGGUCUCUCUCCCCACCCUCGGUGCAUCCUCAGCAGCCAAAUUGUCUUGUUUUCCCCAAAGCAGACACGAGGUGAACACGGAGGGGGGAGGAGA